Molecule: messenger RNA, 2273 nt
Organism: Clarias gariepinus (North African catfish)
Lineage: Eukaryota; Metazoa; Chordata; Actinopteri; Siluriformes; Clariidae
Product: E3 ubiquitin-protein ligase TRIM35-like
Molecular function (GO): zinc ion binding
Source: RefSeq, a predicted model, not a curated record
UUAACAGUGCAGCGUUCUUUUCAAUUCUCUGAAAUCUGCAUCUCAUUUUCAACACUGGGACAUGAUGUGAGUCAUUUUUAUUUUAAUGCUGAUUUAUUUUAGGAUGAGCUCAAAACUGCACUGCAAAAAAAAAAAAAAAUUAAGUAAGGGUAUGAUUACAUUUUACCAAAGUGAAAGUGAAACCCUUAGCAUUUGGACUGGAGAGAACAACAGCAGCAAAAAAAAUGGCUUCAAAGUUUUCCGAGGAGGAUUUCUCCUGUCCUGUGUGCUAUGAAAUAUUCAAGGAUCCUGUUGUUCUGCCCUGCAGUCACAGUUUGUUUAAAGUGUGCCUGCAGCAGUUUUGGGAGACCAAAGUAUCCAGAGAAUGUCCUGUUUGUAGGAAGAAGUCAGCUCUCGACAUACCUCCCACAAACCUGGCUUUAAAGAACCUGUGUGAGACUUUCUUACAGGAGAGAAGUCAGAGAUGUUUAUCAUCAUCUGAAACAGUCUGCAGUCUGCACAGUGAGAAACUCAAACUCUUCUGUCUGGACGAUCAGCAGUCAGUGUGUGUUGUGUGUCGGGAUUCAAGAAAACACACAAACCACAAAUUCUGCCACAUUGACGAGGCAGUAACAGACUGUAAGGAGCAGCUCAAAACUGCCCUAAGGCCACUACAGGAGAAACUGAAGAUCUUUAAAGACUGUAAACUGAAGCAGAGUCAGACUGCAGAACAUAUAAAGUUUCAGGCUCAAUACACAGAGUGUCAGAUCAAGGAUGAGUUUAAAAAGCUUCAUCAGUUUCUACGAGAUGAAGAGGCAGCCAGGAUCGCUGCACUAAGGUAGGAAGAAGGGCAGAAAAGUCAGAUGAUGAAGGAGAAGAAUGAGAAUCUGAGCAGAGACACAUCAUCUCUUUCAGACACAAUCAGAGCCAUGGAGAUGAGAGCUGAAGAUGUCUCGUUCUUACAAAACUACAAGGCCACAAUGAAAAGAGCCCAGUGUACAGUACAGCAUCCAGAGGAGAUUUCAGGAGCACUGAUCCAUGUGGCAAAACAUCUGGCCAACCUGAAGUUCAGGGUCUGGGAGAAGAUGCAGCACAUGGUCCAAUAUACACCUGUGACUCUGGAUCCCAACACUGUUCAUCCUGGAAUCAUUGUAUCUGAUAAUCUGACCACUGUAAAAUGCAGUGAUGAAGAACAGAAACUUCCUGAUAAUCCAGAGAGAUUUGAUAAAUAUGCAUGUGUCCUGGGCUCUGAUGUCUUUAACUCAGGGACACACUGCUGGGAUGUUGAAGUUGAACACUCUACAUGGUGGUAGAUUGGUGUGAUAACAGAAUCCGCUCAGAGGAAGGAAGAUGUAUACUCCAGAAGUGGGAUCUGGUGUAUAUGGUAUUAUAAAGGUAAAUAUGGAGCACGUUCUACACCAGAGCCAGAGACUCCCCUCUCAGUAGCACAGAAACUCCAGAGGAUCAGGGUGAAGCUGGACUGGGACAAAGGAAAGCUGUCAUUCUUCGACCCUCUCACUAACACACACAUACACACUUUCACACACAGAUUUACUGACAAAUUACUGCCAUUCCUAAACAGUGUAGGUUCCCUAAAGCUCCUUCCACUUCAGUGCUCUGUAAAAGUAAAUCAUAUCAGUUAGAGUUCAUUAAUAAAAUACUGCAAAUUAAAAUAUUUUUUUUAAAUAUUAAGUUUUUUUUAAAUAAAGAAACACUAAAUAGUUAAUUGUGAAAAGUGUUUUAAGUUAUUUAAUUAAAUUAAAGGAUUUGGAGGUAAAAUACUACUACAUCCUCUGGAGGUUAUACAGAGGACCACAAUCUACUCUGUUGAAAUAAAAAGAUAAUAAAUCAAAAUGAUGUGAUAUUAAGUUCAAAUAACAACAAAGUUUUUUUUUAUUUUUACAAUGUUCACUUCAGGACAUCCAAAAACCAAAUGAACCAGAGAAUGAAAUAUAUAUAUAUAUGGAACAAGUUCCAAGGACACAUGCAAAUAUAUUUGUUUAUUAUUAUUUGAUUAUAUUAUUUGUUUAUUAUUAUAUUUGAUUAUAAUGCUUAUAUCAAAUUUGUACAAUUUAAAUUAUGGAAUACGUUUUUUUAUGUUUUUAAAAUAAUUUUAAAUAAACUAAGACUUAACAUUUUCAUGUCUUUAUCGUAUUUGUAUUUGUUAGCACUGUGCUGUUAAUCUUGGGUGAUAUGAAUAUUUAGCUGGCUGUGUGUGUUAUGUGUGAAACUUACAGCUUGGAGAAGAUUUGAGCUCUAAGUUCGUGACUUUGCAAUGAUCAGAAGGAUUUGUA